Messenger RNA from Conger conger (European conger), 1543 nucleotides. It is a transcript of the gene afg1lb, whose product is annotated as AFG1 like ATPase b. Gene Ontology annotation, molecular function: ATP hydrolysis activity; ATP binding. The coding region runs from base 7 to 1401 and encodes 464 amino acids. Gene Ontology annotation, cellular component: cytoplasm; mitochondrion. Lineage: Eukaryota; Metazoa; Chordata; Actinopteri; Anguilliformes; Congridae. The transcript has 13 exons. The record is from RefSeq and is a predicted model, not a curated record.
AAUAAAAUGGCGGCGUGCAUGCCCGCUUUAGGGACAAGGCAUUUAAUUCGUCUAUUUACUAAAGAGGUUGUUUUACCCCAAAUGAACCUAAGCUAUACAACAUAUUGUAUUAGAAGAGGCUACACAGCGAUCCCACCAACCACUAAAACCACUGGAACACGAACUAAGUCCAACGAUAGCGGCUUCGAUGGACCCCUUGAGCACUACGACAGCCUUGUCCAUGAAGGAGCACUGAACGAAGACAAGCGGCAGAGGGAUGUGGUCAAGCGGCUAGACGAGCUGCGAAAUUCAGUGACAGGAUACUGCAACAGGCUUCUGUCCUUUCGGUCAAGGGGGGCGACCGUUAGUGACUCACAAGGCUCCAAGCCAACAGACGCUGGCCAGAAGUCUGGGGAGACUGAGCAUCAGCUCUUCAUCCGGCACCAGGCUCCUGAAGGCCUGUACAUUCACGGCCAUGUGGGCACGGGGAAAACGAUGGUCAUGGACCUGUUUUACUCGCAUGUGAAGAUUUCCAGGAAAAAGAGGGUCCAUUUUAAUGGCUUCAUGUUAGAUAUACAUAAAAGGAUCCACCGGGUGAGACAGAGCCAGCCGAGGCGGACGUUGGGGAACACGUCCCAGGUCUACGACCCGAUCGCGCCCGUCGCUCUGCAGAUCAGCGAGGAGGCCUGUCUGCUGUGUUUCGACGAGUUUCAGGUCACUGACGUAGCCGACGCCAUGAUCCUGAAGCGGCUGUUCGAAAACCUCUUUCUGAGGGGGGUGGUGGUGGUGGCAACCUCCAACAGACCCCCAGAAGAACUGUAUAAGAACGGACUGCAGAGGACCUCGUUCACCCCCUUCAUCACCCUGCUGAAGGAAUACUGCCAAACCGUUUCCCUGGAUACCGGAAUAGACUAUCGCCAUAGGGACAUGCCAGCAGCUGGAAAGCUUUACUACCUCACAAGCGAGGCUGAUGCACAGGCACACAUGGAAAAGCUGUUUGAUGAGCUGGCGCGGAAACAAAACGCUAUUACUCGACCAAGGAUUCUCCGAGUGCAGGGCAGAAAGCUGCAUUUGAGCAAAACCUGCGGGACCCUAGCCGACUGCGCCUUCGAGGAGCUUUGCGAGCGACCGGUAGGUUCCGCAGACUACCUGGAGAUGGCGCUGCAGUUUGACACCGUCUUCAUUCGAGACGUUCCCCAGCUCACGCUCAAGGAGGUCAACCAGGCCCGGCGGCUGAUCAACCUCAUCGACACGCUCUACGACAACAAGGUGCGCGUGGUCAUUCUGGCUCAAGCCCCGCCCCACAGGCUGUUCCUGCACGCCCAGCAGAGCCAGGAGGACCAGGGCCACAGGCUGCUCAUGGACGACCUGGGGCUGGGCAAGGGCCGCAGGGGACACAAAAUGGAGGCGUUGCCAUGGUGAUUGUGUGUGUGUGUGUCUGUGGGCAGGACGCGUGGAGGCAGUUCUCCCUGUUCACGGCCGAGGAGGAGAUCUUCGCCUUCCGGAGGACCGUGUCCCGCCUGGCGGAGAUGCAGACGGCACAGUACUGGGCGGCGGGGGACAG